UGCAAUAGAAACAAAGUUGCGGUCAUCAAAGUCGACAUAGGUUCCCCUACAGUAAAAUGAGCUUCAACUCCAAUAGAACAACAUAUUUGAAACCCUUGUGGUUCGAAAGGCUUAACGUUUCCGAAAGCAAGGAAUUAAUCCGAAGUUACCAGACGAGUGUGGUUUACAUCUCGGUGGGUUAUGUCGUUCUAACGUUUUUGGGGAGAUGGUGGAUGAGAAACCGGAAACCCUUCAAGCUCAGACGACCUCUCAUCGCUUGGAAUUUGAUUCUGGCCAUUUUCUCCACGAUUGGGUUCUGGAGGACGUUCCCAACAUUUGUCGCCUUGCUGACACAACCCGAUGGAAUCUACAGAUCAGUUUGCACAUACGACUACACCUCUGACACGGAGGCGUUCUGGGGUCUCAUGUACACCAUUUCCAAGCUGUUUGAAUUUGUAGACACGGUUUUCAUAGUACUGAGAAAAGCUCCUCUCUUAUUCCUUCACUGGUUUCAUCACAUGUCGAUGGCCAUCUUUAUGUUUUAUCUCUACCCGAUCGGGGACCCUGUCGGGCGAUGGGGUGGUAUUCUUAACUACGGUGUUCACAGCAUAAUGUACUCCUACUAUUCAGUCAAAAUGGGUGGGUUUCAAGUCCCAAAAUCGGUAUCCUCAAUUAUUACGAUGCUGCAAAUGGGGCAAUUUGUCCUAACACUAUUUGCUAAUGUGUAUGCUUUGGUCAUGUUUGGUAUCGGGUACCCUUGCGCUCUGUCCAACAUGACCAUUUUCAUUCAGUUCGUCGGAGGGACUUCAUACCUGAUUUUGUUUGCCAAUUACUAUUAUCAAACCUAUGUUAAACUUAAGCCAAAAUCUGCAUAAUAUGUAUGGGCAUAUAUAAUUUUGUUUGAUUGUGCAUACAUUUCGUGAUUUUGUAAACCAAAUGUCAAUGAACCAAGGUAUGAACUUGUAGCAGUACUUUAGCUAUGAUAUAAUAAAAGUUUGAACCCCAGGAC
Folsomia candida is the source of this 988-nucleotide messenger RNA. RefSeq names its product putative fatty acid elongation protein 3. Gene Ontology annotation, molecular function: fatty acid elongase activity. Bases 57 to 854 code for a protein of 265 amino acids. The transcript is spliced from 6 exons. The record is from RefSeq and is a predicted model, not a curated record. Gene Ontology annotation, cellular component: endoplasmic reticulum membrane. Lineage: Eukaryota; Metazoa; Arthropoda; Collembola; Entomobryomorpha; Isotomidae. Gene Ontology annotation, biological process: sphingolipid biosynthetic process; fatty acid elongation, saturated fatty acid; fatty acid elongation, polyunsaturated fatty acid.